Vicugna pacos (alpaca) is the source of this 2430-nucleotide messenger RNA. RefSeq names its product negative elongation factor complex member B (gene NELFB). Lineage: Eukaryota; Metazoa; Chordata; Mammalia; Artiodactyla; Camelidae. The record is from RefSeq and is a predicted model, not a curated record. Gene Ontology annotation, cellular component: NELF complex; nucleus. Gene Ontology annotation, biological process: negative regulation of transcription elongation by RNA polymerase II.
CAGCGAGGACCUGGAGGAGACGCUGACCCACUGCACGGAGCCGCUCAAGGCCAUCGAGCAGUUCCAGACAGAGAAUGGCGUGCUGUUGCCCUCCCUGCAGUCCGCCUUGCCCUUCUUGGACCUGCACGGGACGCCCCGGCUGGAGUUCCACCAGUCUGUGUUUGACGAGCUGCGGGACAAGCUGCUGGAGCGGGUGUCAGCCAUUGCUUCAGAGGGGAAGGCUGAAGAAAGGUACAAGAAACUGGAAGACCUUCUGGAGAAGAGCUUUUCUUUGGUGAAGAUGCCAUCCCUGCAGCCAGUGGUGAUGUGCGUCAUGAAACACUUGCCUAAGGUUCCUGAGAAGAAGUUGAAGCUGGUGAUGGCAGACAAAGAGCUGUACCGGGCCUGUGCUGUGGAGGUGAAGCGGCAGAUCUGGCAAGACAACCAGGCACUCUUCGGUGACGAGGUCUCUCCGCUGCUGAAGCAGUACAUCGUGGAGAAGGAGAGCGCUCUCUUCAGCACGGAGCUCUCUGUUCUGCACAACUUCUUCAGUCCUUCCCCCAAGACCAGGCGCCAGGGCGAGGUGGUGCAGAAGCUGACGCAGAUGGUGGGCAAGAACGUGAAGCUGUACGACAUGGUGCUGCAGUUCCUGCGCACCCUCUUCCUGCGCACGCGCAAUGUGCACUACUGCACCCUGCGGGCCGAGCUGCUCAUGUCCCUGCACGACCUGGAUGUCGGCGACAUCUGCUCCGUGGACCCCUGCCACAAGUUCACCUGGUGCCUGGACGCUUGCAUCCGAGAGCGGUUCGUGGACAGCAAGAGGGCCCGAGAGCUGCAGGGGUUUCUGGACGGGGUGAAGAAGGGACAGGAGCAAGUCCUGGGGGACCUGUCCAUGAUCCUGUGUGACCCCUUUGCCAUCAACACCUUGUCCCUGAGCACCGUCAGGCACCUGCAGGAGCUGGUCGGCCAGGAGACGCUGCCCAGGGACAGCCCUGACCUGCUGCUGCUGCUUCGGCUGCUGGCGCUGGGCCAGGGCUGGGACAUGAUCGACAGCCAGGUCUUCAAGGAGCCCAGACUGGAGGUGGAGCUCAUCACCAGGUUCUUGCCCACGCUGAUGUCCUUCGUGGUGGAUGACCACACCUUCAACGUGGAUCAGAAGCUCCCGGCUGAGGAGAAAGCCCCGGUCACAUACCCAAACACGCUCCCGGAGAGUUUCACUAAGUUCCUGCAGGAGCAGCGCAUGGCCUGCGAGGUGGGGCUGUACUACGUGCUGCACAUCACCAAGCAGAGAAACAAGAAUGCGCUCCUCCGCCUGCUGCCGGGGCUGGUGGAGACCUUUGGCGACCUGGCGUUCAGUGACAUCUUCUUGCACCUGCUCACGGGGAACCUGGCGCUGCUGGCUGACGAAUUUGCCCUGGAGGACUUCUGCAGCAGCCUCUUCGACGGCUUCCUCCUCACCGCCUCCCCGAGGAAAGAGAACGUGCAGCGGCACGUGCUGAGGCUCCUCAUCCACCUGCACCACCGGGUGGCCCCGUCCAAGCUGGAAGCCCUGCAGAAGGCGCUGGAGCCCACGGGCCAGAGCGGAGAGGCGGUGAAGGAACUUUAUUCCCAGCUCGGUGAGAAGCUGGAGCAGCUGGACCAUCGGAAGCCCAGCCCAGCCCAGGCCCCGGAGGCCCCAGCCCUGGAGCUACCUCUCCCUACCGUGCCUGCCCCAGCUGUGCUCUGAGGCUCCACCUGGGGCUGCUCAGGGGUGGGUGGGGCCCCUGGACCAGUGAGAGCCAGGACCUGGCUCUCCUAGAGGCAGAGGACGGUUCACAGCACAGUGGGUGGGCUGAGCUAGACCCCCCCGGGGCUGUCCUGUGGGCAGGGCACCCCUGCUCUGCGCCUCAGCCUCUCCUAGAACUGGGUCCCGGGAGGUGUGUGCUUUCUGUGUGACUGUGACCUGUGUCCCUGCUGGUGUGAGCCCCUGGCCGGCUCCAUGGUGCCGCAGGCCCUGCUCCGGGUCUGCCACACCCCACCUGGCCCUGUGCACCCGAGCCACGGGAGCUUCUGCUUCUUCCUGCCUUGCGGUGUGGUUUCUGCUGUUGCUGGUCAGACAAGGGCAGUAGUUGAAAUUAGAAAAAAGCCACCCGUUUUCCAAGGGAAGAGGGCAGGGUCCCAGGCCAGAGGCGGUGAAGGCUGGCAGUGAAGGCGCGUGGGUAGGGUUGACACAGAUCGACAGGAUCAUGUGGCUGCUGGCCAGGUGCCACAGGUGGAGCCCAGCCCUGCCCUCUUGCAGGAGCUCCUCCCCGGUGACAACCCCGUGUAGCAGGCGGGGCAGAGGGAGGCCCCACCCUGCGUGCUGGGCUUGCUCCUUCUUGCUCAGCUGCAGGGUCUCGGCCAGGUGAGGAUCAACUGUUGCACAUAGUGAGACUUUUACUUAUGUAAAUAAAAGGCAUUUUGGUAAAUCCA